This is a messenger RNA of Dunckerocampus dactyliophorus (ringed pipefish), 1496 nucleotides long. It is a transcript of the gene cntfr, whose product is annotated as ciliary neurotrophic factor receptor. Gene Ontology annotation, cellular component: signaling receptor complex; membrane; external side of plasma membrane. Gene Ontology annotation, biological process: cytokine-mediated signaling pathway. Gene Ontology annotation, molecular function: cytokine receptor activity; cytokine binding. The coding region runs from base 264 to 1346 and encodes 360 amino acids. The record is from RefSeq and is a predicted model, not a curated record. NCBI's taxonomy places the organism in Eukaryota, Metazoa, Chordata, Actinopteri, Syngnathiformes, Syngnathidae. The transcript has 11 exons.
UGUUUAAAACAGCCUCAGCUCUCUCACUCAGAGCACUGCAAGACACAGAGACAGACACACACGUUGCCUCUCUCUUUCACACAAGCGCUCACACACAUGCUCACGUACGGAGACGGCAACUUUCCUCUAUCGGACUGACACAACACACGGGAGUGACAGAUCAGGACUGACAAGGACUGACUGACAGAUCAGGAAAAGCAAGAAAUAAAGAGGAGGUUCCCAGGCGAAGAGGAGCGUUCUGCUGACAAUUCAUCCUCUCCAAGAUGGCAAACCUUGUGACAUCGCUGUGCUGUGUAGUUCUGGCCGCAGUGGUGGUAGCCUACGCGCAGAGACGCAGUCAGCUUGUUGCCAGGAACCAAUAUGAGCGAAUGGGCAGUGAUGUCACCAUGCGCUGCGGCUCUCUGGAAAACGACGCGUCGGUGUCAUGGAAGGUGAACGGGACAGACGUGAAGGCCCAGCACCGUCUGGAGGGCCCCAGACUGAUACUGACCCAAGUGGACCUGGGCCACAAUGGACUCUACAGCUGCUUUCAGAACCCAAACGGAGAGAGACGUGACACCAUCAACCUCCGCAUUGGCAUUUCCCCUCGGGAGCCGUUGAUCACCUGUAGAUCCAACACGUAUCCCAAAGGCUUCUACUGCAGUUGGCACCAGCAGCACUCCACAUACAUCCCCACCACUUUUGAAGUGGAUGUCCAACAUAACCAGCGCUCACUGGAGGUGCAGAAAGAUUCCUUCCAUAAGAAUCGCUGCCACGUACGUUUUCCAGAGGUCUUCUCCAGCUUCCCGUACAAAGUCAACGUGACAGCAAUCAACGCUUUGGGAAAAGCCUCAAACACCUUAUCUUUUGAAGAGUCCAGCAUAGUCAAACCAGACCCCCCUGAGCGAGUGACAGCGACCCCGAUUCGUUACAACGCUCGCAGGUUGGAGGUAUCCUGGCAAAGUCCUGCCACCUGGCCCGACAUCGACAACUUCCCUCUGAAAUACUUCCUACGAUACCGGCCUCUCAUCAAGGAGCAGUGGCAGCAUGUGGAGCUAUCUGACAGCACGUCCCACAACAUCACCGACGCCUACGCUGGGAAGGAAUACAUCAUCCAGGUUGCCGCCAAAGACACAGAGAUCGGAACAUGGAGCGACUGGAGCGUCGCCGUGCAUGCGACACCCUGGAUUGAGGAGCCAGUGCAGACCACCUCCACGACCGAUAUGGAGUAUCUCACACAGACUAAGACCUCGCCCAUACCGUCGUCCAACGCGCCACAGAAGGCCGAACCUCCGGUGGGGAGGGCUGGCAGGCUGCUCACCUUCUUCUCACCUCUGCUGCUGGGGAUGCUGCUGCUGUUCAUGUAAUGCAACCGUCUUGUUGCCAGAAGGAGAGGAAGAUGAGGAGGAGGAGGAGGAGGAGGAGGAGGCUGGAUCUUUGUUAUUCUCUUUUGCACAUGUUCCCAGGAUACAGUGCAUUGAUCAUUUCUGUUCAUCACACACUUCCUCCCCAAGAUG